Anopheles moucheti is the source of this 3942-nucleotide messenger RNA. RefSeq names its product zinc finger protein 236. Gene Ontology annotation, biological process: regulation of transcription by RNA polymerase II. Bases 1 to 3942 code for a protein of 1313 amino acids. Gene Ontology annotation, molecular function: zinc ion binding; chromatin insulator sequence binding. The transcript is spliced from 7 exons. NCBI's taxonomy places the organism in Eukaryota, Metazoa, Arthropoda, Insecta, Diptera, Culicidae. The record is from RefSeq and is a predicted model, not a curated record. Gene Ontology annotation, cellular component: chromosome.
AUGCUCAACGAAGAGGACACCGAGCUGGAUGACACACAUCUCUGCAUUAAGUGUGGCAGCACCGUGGAGGGAAUUGAAAAUUACAUCAAGCACCGUAAGGUAAAUUGCGCACAGCCGGCCAAAUCUUCAGGUGGCACCGGUGAGGCCGGACCCGGUGCGAUUGGCAAUGCCGAUCAGUCGACCGUAACGGUGCGCGUUGAAGCGGUAUCGGCGGCGGAACCGGCGCCCUAUGGGACGUUUGACUUUACCGAAACAAUCAAGGAACCGGAGCACCAUAAGAAAGUGCCGAGCUACGACUAUCAUAACUACGAGCUGGAACCUCAUCAUCAUCAUCAUGACCAUCAUCACCACGCUGACCCGGAGCAUCACCGGUCCGAUGGUUCGAAAGCGAACGACUAUAAGAACGAGGUGAAUUACGAGUACGAGCUCGGAGCGGAUCUGUUCUUUUCGUCGCUUGAGCUGCAGAGCAGCAGCAAGCAGAAGACAACGGCCCCCACCCUGCCGAAUGCGGCCCAGCCCAGCGGGGCCAGCCCCGGGCUGAUCGGUGGUGGUUGCAGUCCUGCAGCAAAGCUCGCCCUGCCGCAGUCUAGACCGAAGACCCGCAAAUACACCACGACCCUCGUCACCACGCAGCUCGAGGCAGAUCAGCAGCAACAGCACCAUCCGCUGCCGGACGACUGGCUGGCGACACCGAACGAGUCCGAUAAGCUUAUGAAAGCUGUCAGCGAUAUCAGUGGCCACAAAAAGGUGGAACUGUAUCCGAUAUUCCAUCAGGAGUCGCCCGACCCGUCGGACGACGACAGCGAGGACGAGGACGACUAUAAUGCGCCACCGCGCACCCAUACCGGUGGCAAGUGGAAGCCGGAAAAUCGUCCAUCACCGAACGUACUGCGCAGUACGUCCCACUGGCGCCACUGGCCACCGGAGUCACCGCUGGACAAAUCCAUCGAACCGGACGAGGAAGACGAUAGCUUCAAGAGCUUCUCGCCACCGCCCGGCCACACCAAGGGCAAGUGGGUGCCCGGCUCCAAGAUUGCGCGCCUCGAGUACAAACCAACCCACGAGCCGGUGAAAAGCUACGAGGACAAUUACUGGUGCAGCAUUUGCAACCGCCGGCUGGCCUCUCGGUUUGUGUACGAGCGCCAUCUUAAAUCAAAUCUGCACCUUAAACGGGCCCAGGAGGAAUUCGAGCUGGAACGUGCCAUCAAGCCGCCGCUCUACGCUAAUGAACUAUCGAAGCAGCUAACGGAGCAGCCGGGCAACGGGGCCAUCGGGGCCGUGGCCAGCGCGGGUCAAUUAACGAAGCCACCGGAAAAGGGGAAACGCAAACGCAAAUGCUACUACACCAAGUGUGUCGUCUGUCAGACGCGUCUGCCGACGCAUCUGCUCGGGAAGCACUUGAUAUCCCGUUACCAUUACCGUCGGAUGCUGAACCACCCGGAGCAGUGCUUUGACGUAGUGCUGAAAAAUAUGCACCGCAUCGUGCUACAGUCCCCGUUCCAGUGCCAACCGUGCCGGUUUUACGCCAACAGCGAGCACUACUUUAUGGACCAUUGGCGUUCGCCGGACCACGAGGCCCGGGUAGCGUCGAGCGGUAAGUUUUGGUGCAGCUUCUGUAAGUUUGAAUGUGAGGGAAACUUUCAGAUGACCGAACACCUGCUCGGUGCGAACCAUCGGGAAGUGAUCGCGGUCAUCAAUCGCUCGGUGCCGAUCAUCAUCCGCAAGAUCACACGCAUCCGGUGCAGUGCCUGUGAGCAGGAGUUUCGCUACAACGCCGAGCUGCGGCACCAUCAGCGUCACUGUACGGUGGUCAGCGACGAAGCGGUGGCGGCGGUUCGCGUCAAGGUACAGAACACCUUCACCUGCGAGCUAUGCGGUGCAACCUUCCCGAACCGGAUGCGAUUGCUGCAGCAUGGCCAGAAACUGCACCGGUUGGCAAACUAUUACUGCUCGAUUUGUGAGUGUUCGUUCGAGACGGCCCACGAGUCGCUGCAACAUCGCCGUACCUCGAGGCACAAGAUUAUGUCCGCAAGAAAGAAUCGAAAAUCGAACCUCGUUCCGAAGCUGUGCUCGAUUUGUAAGGAAAAAUUACCGGAUGUGCUGGAGCUGAAGCAACACAUUGCCACCAAUCAUCCGGAUGUGAAGUAUAGCUGUCCUCGGUGUGGCGAAUGUUUCGUCCUGGCGCAAGAACUCGGCAGACACGUACGUGACAAAAAUUGUACAUUUUUCAAUUCCUCCACCACGCUAGAACAACCGGCAGGAACGUCCUCGGCGUUCUUUGUGCCGUACCCGACAACGGAAGUGCUCUCGAUACCGACCACAUCCACGUCGACGACGACGACGACGACGACACAUCAGCUCGCUGGUGCACUCCCGGCGAUAGUCCCACAGGCGGCAACUUCACCAUCGUCAUCAUCAGCAACCCGGCCGCAUCUUUCGGGCACAAAUUCAAUUAUCUCAAAUGAUUCAAUUAAAGUAAAUAUGAAUGAUCGUAAACUAGGCAAGGAGACACAUCUGUAUUCCUCCACGGUGGCACCGUUUCUGGAGACGUCGACGGACCGGGAAUCGGAUGCCGAACCCGAAUCGUCCACGGAUGAUGCGGAUGUGCCCGGGCAAACGGGCCCAGCUGAUCAGCCCCGAAAAGUUGAUAUGAUGGAAAAUUAUUCACACACCCCCAUGCAACCGUGUACGACCGAGGCCCGGUCAGCGACCACAUCGACCUAUCGGAUUAAAUUGGAAUCGUUCAGUUCGGCACUUGCCGGCAGCACUGCCGGGCCGAUCCACCAACCGUCACAAUCGCCGCCGGUAUCAAAUACGGAUUGCGAUAAUAUUGUUGCCGCACGGAGCCCGCAAGCGUCAGCAGAAAUCUUUUUCGCCAUGGCUAAUAAUGCGUCCGAAAAUAAUACUGUUUACGUUGAUGAAAUUGUUGGCACCAUCGGUGAGGACGGUUCGGUCGUUUGCUGGCAGUGUAAAAUAUGCCCAUUCAGGACCUCAUCGCAAGCCGAAUUUCUGUUUCACGAAAUUUUGCACUCAUCAAAGUUGGAUGACAAAGCAAAGCCAUCCCCAUCGGGGUUGGGUCGGUGUCCCAAAAUCACCUGCCCGCUGUGUGGGAAAGCAUUCGCCAAGGCCUCCCUACGCUGCCACCUGCGCCAGCACACCGACGAACGGUUGUUCCCGUGCCCGCACUGUCCGAUGGCAUUUACGCGCAAGGCCAAUCGCAAAAAUCACAUUGAUAACAUUCACCACCAGCACGAGCGGAACGGGCGGAAGCGCAAUGGUGGGGAGAUGGUGGGCACCACGGAUGAAGGAAUCCGUUCGACCGACGAUGCCACCGAAGCAGGACCAUCCCGCAGGGCUAUCUGUACCAGUUGCGGCAAAUCGUUCGCCAAUCGUCACAUCAUGCUGCAGCAUAGCCGCGUCCAUCAAGACCAACGAUCCGUCAAGGAGUUUGCCUGCCAGCACGAAGGAUGUCACUAUCUGGCCCGUUCCGCUGCCGAUGCCCGGCGCCACUUGGUGUCCCAUACGAGCGAACGAAACUUUGCCUGCGGUGAUGAUGGCUGUGACUAUCGGGGGAAAUCUCUCGCCCAGUUGCGUAGACAUGCUCUUCUUCGCCACGAGGAUAUGGAGAAGAAACACAAAUGCGACCAGUGUGAGUUUGCAACGCGAAUUCCUGGACACCUUCGACGUCAUCUGCUGGUGCACUCCGGUAGCAAACCGUACGCCUGUCCGCACUGUGAUUAUUCCUGUAAUAACAUUGAAAAUCUACGAAAACAUGUCAUUUCUACUUCGAAACAUAAAGGGAAAUUUUUGUACGAAUGUAAAGUCUGCUCAAAGGAUGGAAUCACCAUGUAUGGAACCAACUUUCAGAAAGAGUUCAAAGAGCAUAUGCAGAGUUAUCAUAAGCUAUCAUCAGACGAAAUGAAAGCUGCCUCCAUAGUUUAG